AUGGCGAGCCCCCGCGGGAGACAGCCCCAUCCUCUCACCACAUCCUCCGUCCCGAGGCCGGCCCGCCAGCGCCCUGCAGGGGAAGAGGCGGAGAGGGGCCGGGCGAGUCCCCCUUGCCGAGGAACCAGCGCGCAGGUGGACGCGGCGGAGCCGAGCCGAGCCGAGCGGCGGGGCGGCCUCGGACCGGCCGCGGCCGAGUCCCACCGGGACCCCCGCGGCGCCCACCGGCCGCCCACCCCCGGCAGCCUCCCUUCUCCUCUCGGAGAUACUGACGGGCGAGAGUUGCUUCUCAGAAAAACGGUAAAACCGUGGAAAGGGGAGAAGCCGCGGGCUGCCGCAGAAGCGGAGCGGGGCCAAGGGCAGCGGAGGCACGGCACGGCCCGGGGGCGCCGGCUCCCUCCCCGCCCGGGAGGGACGCGCUGCCCCGGGGAGGGCGGCCGGGAGGCAGCGGCCACUUACCGCCGGGGCGCCCCCCCUCACUCACUUGCUCAGGCGAGGACUCAUCGGGACGGGGCGAGGCAGCGCGGCGCGGAACUGCGGCGCCCCAUGCCCGGCGUCGCGGGCGCUGCCUCUGGCGGGGCGCUGAGGGGAAGGUCCCGGCGGUCGCCCCCGCCGCCUCCCUCCGCCCCUCCCGCACCGCUCCACCGAGUCCGGCGGCGGCGGCCAGCGGCACCCACACCGCCGCGCAUGCGCCGCCGCCCGCCCCUGCCUCGCGGCGGGUCCUAG
Phalacrocorax carbo (great cormorant) is the source of this 726-nucleotide messenger RNA. NCBI's taxonomy places the organism in Eukaryota, Metazoa, Chordata, Aves, Suliformes, Phalacrocoracidae. The record is from RefSeq and is a predicted model, not a curated record.